This is a messenger RNA of Microsporum canis CBS 113480, 1686 nucleotides long. Its product is annotated as epsin-1. The coding region runs from base 1 to 1686 and encodes 561 amino acids. Gene Ontology annotation, molecular function: phospholipid binding; clathrin binding. Gene Ontology annotation, cellular component: endosome; clathrin vesicle coat; plasma membrane. Lineage: Eukaryota; Fungi; Ascomycota; Eurotiomycetes; Onygenales; Arthrodermataceae. Gene Ontology annotation, biological process: endocytosis; actin filament organization. The record is from RefSeq and is a predicted model, not a curated record. The transcript has 4 exons.
AUGUCGAAAGUUGUGAGGAGCGUGAAGAAUGUCACCAAGGGCUAUUCUACAGUACAGGUAAAGGUCCGGAAUGCUACAAGUAACGACCCUUGGGGCCCAACGGGCACAGAGAUGGCUGAAAUUGCCGCUCUAACUUUCAGCAGUCCUAAUGAGUUCUAUGAAAUUGUGGAGAUGCUGGACAAGCGGUUAAACGACAAAGGAAAGAAUUGGCGUCAUGUUUUGAAAUCUCUCAAGGUUGUUGAUUAUUGCCUUCACGAAGGCUCGGAGCAGGUGGUGACUUGGGCGACAAAGAAUCUUUAUAUCAUUAAAACUCUCCGAGAGUUUCAGUAUAUUGAUGAAGAAGGGCGCGAUGUUGGCCAGAAUGUCCGAGUGGCCGCAAAGGAACUCACAUCCUUGCUCCUUGACGAAGACCGCUUGAGAAGCGAAAGAUCUGAUAGAAAGUUAUGGAAGUCACGAUUCGCUGGUAUGGACGACGGCAUGAGAGGCAUCGAGGGAGGCGACAUGACACACCGCCCACGACGACGCGAGCGCCCACAACGCCCCACUGAUGAUGAAGACGCCGAAUACAGACUCGCAAUAGAGGCAAGUAAAUAUGAAGCAGAAGAAGAUCGGAAACGCCGAGAAAAGAACGCUUCCAGAGACUUAGAGGACGACGAACUUGCCAAGGCUAUCAAACUGAGCAAAGAAGAGGAGGAGCUUCGGAGACGAGAGCUUGAGGAAAGCAAUGCUGCCUCUCUCUUUGACGACUCGGCUCCUCAGCCCGCCCAGCCGCAACCUACUGGCUAUAAUCAAGGCUACCAGCAGCAAGGCGCCGUAGACUGGUUUGGCAACCCCGUUGAUGCCCAACAACCAAUGACUACUGGUUUCUUAAAUAACCAAUAUUCACAACCUACUGGGUUCCAGCCACAGCAGACCGGCUUUGGAAAUGGAUUUCCAAACGGUUUCCAGCAACAACCAACCGCAUUCGACCAGCAGAAUUUCCUACAGCCACAACCUACGCUACAGCCACAACAAACAGCCUUUGCUGGUAACCCUUAUGGUAAUGAUCUUUUUGGUCAACAGCAACAACCGCAGCAGCAGCAGCAGCAGGACAACUUCCUUCAGCCUGGCUCCCAUAACCCAUGGGCUAUGAACCAGCAGAAGCCGGCUGAUGCGUUGAAACCAGCACCCACUGGCUCCAACAACCCGUUCGCAUCCUCUUUCACACGUGCCCAAGCUCAACAAUCCCAGGUGCAAAAUACCGGGCCACCAUCUCUCAACACCCUUGCCGAACAGAAAACCGCAGCUCAAUUUAACAACCCCAUCAUGAACUACCACGCGCCUCAGCAACAGCAGCAGCAGCAGCAGCAGCAGCAGCAGCAGCAGCCCAUGGGUAACCAACAACAAAUCAAUCAAAACCCACAACACGCUCGUCUAAACGCCCUCCUUGCUACCGGUGACGGCCAGGAUACCUUCGGUAACGUAGGCGAUCUACGUAUUCCUGCUCAACAUACCGCUCCUGGUAUUUUUGUUAACUCUGCUGGGUCUGGGCUUAACCAACUCCAAGCCUCUAGGACAGGCAAUAACCCGUUCCUCUCCCAAAAUUUCACCGGUGCUCCUCAGCAACAGAACAAUGCUGGUUUUGGAUCGCAGCAAGGAUUUGCGCGUCCGAAUCAGCAGGGCAGUAAUAACCUUAUUGACCUGUGA